This is a messenger RNA of Didymella exigua CBS 183.55, 1392 nucleotides long. RefSeq names its product glycoside hydrolase family 26 protein. Gene Ontology annotation, biological process: substituted mannan metabolic process. The transcript has 3 exons. The record is from RefSeq and is a predicted model, not a curated record. The coding region runs from base 1 to 1392 and encodes 463 amino acids. Gene Ontology annotation, molecular function: mannan endo-1,4-beta-mannosidase activity; carbohydrate binding. NCBI's taxonomy places the organism in Eukaryota, Fungi, Ascomycota, Dothideomycetes, Pleosporales, Didymellaceae.
AUGUUUGCCGCUAAGAUAGCAGGUCUUGUAGGCCUUUUGGCAGGUCUAGUAGCCGCUCAGACAACCACACUCCAAGCCGAGUCGGCCACACUGUCUGGUGUUACCGUUGCCACUGCUAUUGCUGGAUACACCGGCACCGGCUAUGUCGAAGGCUUCGACGAGGCCACAGACAAGAUAACCUUCACCGUCCCAUCAACAGCCCAACAACUCUACGACCUCAAACUCGUAUACAACGGUCCAUACGGCGACAAAUAUACCUACGUCGUCCUCAAUAGCGCGGGCGGCUCCCAAGUCUCGCUCCCUGCAACAACGGCAUGGACCACCGUGUCGGCCGGCCAGGUGCUUCUCGAUGUAGGCAACAACACCAUCGAGAUCCAGAACAACUGGGGCUGGUACCUGAUCGACUCCAUCAUCCUCUCGCCCAGCCCAACGCGAGGCGCACACAGAAUCACCACGCAGCCAGUAUCCCCCAAUGCUAACGCCGACGCGCGCGCACUGCUCAAGUACCUGGGCAGUAUUUACGGCAAAAAUAUCCUCUCUGGGCAGCAAGAUCAAGCGUCUCUCGACUGGGUGACUGCGAAUGUGGGCAAGACGCCUGCUAUCUUGGGGCUCGAUUUGAUGGAUUACACCGAGAGUCGCAUCUCGCGCGGUGCAUCGUCCACCGAUGUCGACAAAGCCAUCGCGUUCAAUAAAAGAGGCGGUAUCGUGACGUUUGUGUGGCAUUGGGGUGCGCCAACGGGUCUGUACGAUAAUGCGACACAGCCGUGGUGGUCUGGUUUCUACACUGUGGCGACGGACUUCAACAUCGAGACGGCGCUAAAGGACACCACAAACGCGAACUACACGCUGCUGAUCAAAGAUAUCGACACCAUUGCCGUGCAGCUCAAGAAACUGCAGGACAACGGUGUGCCGGUGCUGUGGAGGCCGCUGCACGAGGCCGAAGGAAAGUGGUUCUGGUGGGGCGCUCAAGGCCCCGAACCCGCGAAGAAGUUAUACAAGAUCGUCUUUGACCGCCUGACGCGCAUCCACAAGCUCAAGAACCUGAUCUGGGUGUGGAAUUCGGUCGAUCCCGCUUGGUAUCCGGGCAACUCGUACGUCGACAUUGUCAGCGCGGACACCUACGCCCAAGGUGACCAUGGGCCCAUCAGUGCGACAUACAACAACCUCCUCACACUCACCGGAGACACGAAGAUCAUCGCCGCCACGGAAAUCGGAAGCGUGAUGGAGCCGAGCUUGCUGAAGGCGUAUCAGGCGGAUUGGGCGUGGUUCGUGGUCUGGAGUGGCGACUUUAUCAGCGCUGGCGUGUGGAACUCGCUGGACCUGCUGAAGAGAAUUUACAACGAUGCGUAUGUGCUCACGCUCGAUGAGAUCCAGGGGUGGCGGACCAAGUAA